Molecule: messenger RNA, 936 nt
Organism: Prorocentrum cordatum
Lineage: Eukaryota; Dinophyceae; Prorocentrales; Prorocentraceae
Source: the annotation of a GenBank genome assembly
AUGUCGAGAGCUCUGGUGGUUGUUCUCCGCAGCGUUGCCGUGGCCUUGUGCCGCCACGGCCAGACGUCGAGGACACAGGACACGUACAGCAGCAUCAGGACCUUGCGGGAGCAACUCGACCAGAACAUCAAGCCUGCGUACAUUUGUGUGAAACACCAGCUGGUCAAGGCUCACGAGCAUUCCGUCUCUGAGAACCAGGGCGGCAUCAAUUUGUUCCCAGAGGCGGGCAACGAGAAAGAGCUGAAUCUGAAGGACCUCAAGAUUAAGGACCCCUUCGCGGGCGAGAGCAAGACGCUUUGGAUCCGCUACUGCCGCGCCGGAGACGGCCAGAGGUUCAACUCUCUGAUCGAGGUGACCAAAAUCGGCAGCUUCCGCACGAAGCCCGUGCCGCUGGACAUGGAGCUCGGCACGCAGGCUGGCAAGGCCCAGAUGCUGCUCAGCAAGGACGAGUUCGUGACCUGCCUCACGAGCAGCCCCCUGCUGAGCGAGCCCCUGCGCCAGCUGUCCUCGAGCGACAACCGCGUGGAGAGCGCGCCCAAGAAGGACCCGAUCGCGCUGCAGGUGACCGUGAGCGACCCCAGCAGGGACGCGGACGAGGACGAACUGUUCACCCAUCUCAGCAUGCGGCAGGGCAUCCUGAUGGAGGUGUGGUCGCACAACGACUUCCUGGGCGAGUGCUGGCUCCCGGCGUUCGGCGACCUGGGCCAGGACGCGAGGCGGUUCAUCCUGGACGUCCAUAGCGCGCCUCCAGACGCAGGCGGCACGGCCACGCGCCCGGACCGGCGGAAGCGCAAGGACGCGGGCCACGGGAAGUUCGGCGGCAGGGGCGGCGGUCCUGAGCCGCUCAACUCGACCUGGAAGCCCUUCCCUGCCCGCGCCCGGGAGCGCGUCCGGCACGGCGUGCACCCAGCAGGUCGGGCAACCGCCUGCCUCUGA